CCAGGGUCGCGUUCAGCCGGCGAGAUCUGCAAGAUAGAUCUUCAGCUAGUGAGUGUCAGUCGGGUGAAAUGAUUGAUUUGUGACAACCGUGUGAUAGAUUAACUGAUACACUAACAGUUCUAGUUCAUAGUGUCUUGUUAAAUAAUUCCUCUGACAUGACGCGGACCUGUGGUUGUAAUUUAUGCUAAUAUGUUGAGAAUGGUUUCGAUGGAAUCGUCAAUUAAACCGAAUCAGAAAGGAGGUUCGUACACAGCCCGUCAAAUGAAAAAAGCCAGGAAUAUUUCGAUCUUAAAAAAACUUGCACUGCUGAAAUCGUUUGGCAAGCCAAUAAAAUCGCGAUGUCAUUCUCGUCUGUUCUCAUCGUUCCGGUCGAUGAUGACGCAGACAGGGAGCCGUUAGUGACCACUGAGGUAUAUUUUGUUUGGUGGAAGUCAUCCACGUGGCGGGCAACAUACCCUGGGGCACGCUAGAACAUGGCGUGAUGUCCACUGCCAAACGACUGGUGCUGAGUUGGCGGGGCCGAAAGCAGUCACAUGAUAGUUCGGUCGGGCGGCUGGUGGGACAUGGCGGAGGUGGUGCUUUGGGCCCCGGGGACAACCACGAGCUUGAUGAGAUCGCUGUCGUAUCCAGCAACGCCGAUCCUUGUCACGUCAAGUAUGGCAGUGGAACUACACUAUCCACCAUCAACGGACCCAGGCUCGUCCCGGGUAUUAUCACAACUGGAGGAUGCAUGGUAGGAGAACGUUUAAGCAGUAGUGGAACGUGUUUGAAUGUAAGUUCACCCGUACAAUCGACAGCUACCACCGGUGCCCCCCAUAAAACAAGUUCAGAAAGUGUCCAUCGGGUCCUCAAAUCUGUUUCCCGGCAGAGUCUAUUAGACUUAGUUGGUUGUAAACUAGGAAUGUCAAAGAGCCGUCAGCCUCAAAGCUACCAUCAACAGCGUUACUUUUCAUCGUCUCACGAUAGCAUCUCAACGGCGUACAUCAAUAGAGCAGCGAAUGUUAGUUCGGCCGCCAGUGAAUUGGAUCUGUCAAGAAAAGCUCGGAGAAAAGACUUGAGAGGCCGAUUGAAAUUGCCUACCAGUGUAACCCUAGCCAGUUCCGGGGAAGCGCCGCUCCUUGGUGCUUGGAGGACAGCUCCCGGUUCCACGGCCGGGACUAAUCCACCUUCCACCAAUCAUCUCAAUUCAACAAGCAGCUGUAACGGAACAGAAAGCCGGUACGGAUUUAGAAGAGGAGACUCGUACAGCUCAAGGUUACGUACAGGGUCUGCCAAUUGGUCUUUCGUUUUUGAUCCAGCGGGAAGACUGUGCUACUAUUGGUCCAUGGUCGUAUCCUUAGCGUUUCUUUACAAUUUUUGGGUCAUUAUUUACCGCUUUGCCUUUCGAGAAAUUGAUGCCAACACUAUCCUAGUGUGGUUUUGUCUGGAUUACUUCGCAGACUUCCUUUACCUGGUGGACAUCAUGUUCCAUUUUCGGACUGGCUAUUUAGAAGACGGAGUGCUGCAAACUGAUUCGACCAAGUUGCGGCAUCAUUACAUGAACUCCACCACAUUCUAUAUAGACUGUUUGUGCCUGUUGCCUCUGGACUUUCUCUACUUAUCCGUAGGUUUCAAUUCAAUUUUGCGUUCGUUCCGUUUAGUGAAAAUAUAUCGUUUUUGGGCGUUCAUGGAUCGUACCGAACGCCACACGAACUAUCCAAACUUGUUUAGAUCCACCAGCCUGAUCCACUACCUCCUAGUUAUAUUUCACUGGAACGGCUGUCUGUUCCAUAUCAUUUUAAAGAACGACGGCUUCGGCUCUAAAAACUGGGUGUACAGUGACUCUGAAAGUACGGACUACGUGAAAGCUUAUUUGCAAAGUUAUUACUGGUGCACGUUAGCGUUAACGACUAUCGGGGACUUGCCCAGGCCUAGGAACAAAGGAGAGUAUCUCUUCGUCAUCUUCCAGCUGUUGUUCGGUCUCCUGCUCUUCGCCACAGUGUUGGGUCACGUUGCCAACAUCGUAACCUCAGUUUCCGCGGCGCGCAAGGAGUUUCAGGAUAACUCGGCAAUAUCGAAACUGGAUGGUGUGAAAACGUAUAUGAGAAUGCGCAGAGUACCAAACCAUUUACAGGUGAAAGUGAUUAAAUGGUUUGAUUAUCUAUGGCUCACCCAAAAGUGUUCAGAUGAAGAAAGAGCCGUAUCGUGUCUUCCAGAUAAGCUUAAAGCUGAAAUAGCAAUCAACGUUCAUCUAGAUACACUUAAGCGUGUGGAGAUUUUUCAGAACACGGAAGCCGGAUUCCUUUGCGAAUUAGUGCUGAGGUUGAGGCCGGUCCUGUUCUCCCCCGGGGAUUACAUCUGCAGAAAAGGCGAAGUCGGCAAAGAAAUGUACAUAGUGAACCGAGGUCGCCUGCAAGUAGUCGCCGAUAAUGGUAGAACGGUACUGGCAACAUUAAAAGCAGGAAGUUAUUUUGGGGAAAUAUCUAUACUGAAUAUGGGCACGGCAGGUAAACACCUUGGAAAUAGAAGAACAGCGAGCGUGAGAUCAGUGGGUUACAGCGAUUUAUUUGUAUUGAGUAAAAAGGACAUGUGGGACGUUUUAAAAGAAUAUCCUGCAGCUAGAGUUCGUUUGGAAGCUAUAGCCGUCAAGAGACUCGAGAAAUAUAAGAGGGCGCCUCUGGAGAAAGCCGCCAUGGGUCGCAGUCAAUCCACGCCUGGACUUGUGGAAUCUCGUGGUAAAGUUCCUCUAGAAGAUAUGUGGGUACCUCCAGCUGUCGUAGGAUAUACACCAGCUUAUCCUAGAUCUUUAAUGGGAUCUCCGCCCAGACCCGUACCAGAUAGUCCCCUAGGAUCUACAAGCAGCGGCAGAAGUCAUCACCAUACACCUGCUUCUCAUGCAAGAUCAGGCACAACGUUGCACUGCGACAGUAUGACGCAGUUGGUGUCGGGGACGGCGUCGCCUCUUCUUGGCUCGCACGAAGCGCUGGAAUCAGAGAUAAAGAGGCUGCGGGAGAGACUGCACACCGUGGAAACGGAGAACGCGGCGAUGAGCGAAAAACUGAACCAACAGCAGUGGGAGCUGGAGAACCGGCUCGCCGAAAUCGAGAUGCAGAUAUGCGGCUCCAGGUCCACCAGCAGCCUGGAAGACAACGAAAGGAACAGGGAGAGCAUCAUUUAACAACAAAAUGCGCUGCCUUACCACAUACUGAGAACGCCAGCGUACGCGUUCGUUCAAUAUAUUGUGUAACGGCGGCAUCCCACUUGACAUUUAAAAACGAUUUUUAGUGAAAUUUUUACUGUUGCCAAAUUGUUGGUGGACGUUCACGAAAUAACUGCCAGAAAUUUAUGUAAAUUUUCCCUAAGUUUAGUGUACACACCACCCUGUGAGUGAAACAUAUGUGUUAUAUUUGUCAUGGUGCUUCGAUCGAUAUUCGAUAAAUGCGUCAGUCGACGGUGCGUUUCUAUACAUAAUUAAAUGGUGUAAAAGUUUUCAGAGGAACACGUUAUUACAUCGGUCCACAUCGCGUAGAACAAAAGUAUGGCCUGCCUUUUGUUUUUUAUCUGUAUUAACUAUGUAUGAUUUUUUAUAGCAAAUAGCAAUAUCUGUAUUUACACUCGAACUCUAUUUUCGCGACCGGAUUGGAACCGUUCCUUUAUUGCAAUCUACCUACAGUUAAAAUAUACAAUAUUUUAUCUCAGUCUGUAAACAAUGCUACGAGGGACACCCAGAAAGACUGAAAACUAAUGUCACUACAAAGUUUCAUUUGUCUGAGUUUCCAGUUACGUUUGCUUAAAAAAACAAGAUUUCUAAGAAAUGAAUUUAAACAACAAAGAAAUUUUAUAAAAUGUCUUUGUUAUCAAUUUCAUUACAUUAAAAACCCAAUAAGAAUUAUCUGGCCAAAUUAGUGUUGUCAUCAGAAAUGAAGAUGUAAUCAAGUAUUAGCAAACGAAGAUGUCUGUUUACAGAUACAGUACUUUUAAAUAUACCAGGUGUCAAAAAAAGUGAAUUAUUUCGUGAAUACCUAGUUGCUCUGAAUUACUGGUCUAUUGUUUAUUUCGGUCUAAAAAACGGCUACCAAAAAAAACCGUAAGAAAUUUUAUAUUUUUUUUUUAAAUAAUACAGUAAAACUAAUUUUGCAAUGAAAACUUUAGAACUUUAAUACUCUUUCACGAAAGUGGGGCCCCUACUAUUGAUGAGUAAGUUUCUAGUUUCUUUCUUGGGUUUUCUGCGAAUUUAGCCAUCUUAUUUUUUCUACUUUGUAAUAUGUAGAUAUUAUAAAUUUCAAUGAUACGUAGGCAGUCAAAAAGAAAUAUCUGCGAAUAAUUUAUGAACUCUCUAAAAGUUUGUUUGUUGAAUAAACACAAAAGAAACACUUUACUUUCACAACCACUUUUAAAUUCUUGUGUCAAAGAAAAUAGUUCUCUAUUCUUAUAUUCCACAAGUUUUCAUUACCUAAAGAUAAAGAUUUGUUGGAAUAUUUCCAGAACCUUUCCAAAGGAAGUAACCACCUUAGCAAACUGUCACAGAGAAAUAACUGUAUAAAACUGCAAUUUUGCCAAUAUUAAACUCAUUUUAAGGUAUUAAUUAACCCACUGAUUUCAUAUUGUUUCCAAUUUAUCUCCAGUAACGUCACUCUCUUUCCUAAAUAUCCUUUAUAUUCUAUAGUGGCAACUUUCCAACUGACGCCGAAAAAUAUAGGACGUUUUUUCUUAAAACCACUAAAAACCGAUUUUGUAACCUUAUUAAACUGUAACUCCACAUUAAUGGAUAAAAAAUCUUGUUUUUGUUGCCUCGUGGGUAUAUUACUUUCUACAUCCCAAAUGUGCUGCUUACUACUUUGUGAGAACUUACAGCCACUUUUUUUUUGCAAGUGCUACGGAAUACUAAAAAAUAUAUAAAAAUACUGUAUAGCGCAAACGUAUUCUUUAAAUUGUUUUAAUAAAAUGAACGCAGUUUAUUACAGAAAAGUAUGUAGGAACACAGUAUAUUACUUCCUCGUAAUAUUUAACAUCGACAAAAACCCGCCCUUCUCACACGUGAAAAUAAUUCAAAAUCGCCUUCUUAAAAAUUUUACCCGUCCAUGCAUUAAAACGAAAUUGUAGCAUACCUUGUACACCACACAAAACUACCGAAUUAUUCAACACUGACGUCAAAAAUCCCCGUUAAAGGAAUUUUAAAACCUUCUUAAAAAUUUUAAUCGUUUAUGCAUUAAACCGUCUAAAUUAACUUCCGCAGAAGACGCUGUAAAAGAGAAUAUUGUCCCGAGAUAAUUUUUAUUAAGAAGUCAGCUUCUAAUAUUAUAACACAUUAAAUCCGCCAUUCAGUUCCCUACCAUCAUUAUGGACUCUAAUAAUAAUUCUCUCCCCAGAUAAUGGUUAAUCCAAUUAAAUUGAAAUUAAUCAUCGCCAUUACAUGGCUUCAGGCGGGAAACUUAAUUUAAUUUUGGUUCUUCUAAAUAUGCCGAACUUUUCCGUCUACAUAUUUAUUAUAAGCUGAAAUAUCUUUACGAAAACCGUUUAUCUAUGUGCUGAAUAAUAUAAAAAGGGAUCAUGUGUUUUGACCCGUUAUUUCUAAAUUACUUUCAAGAUUCAAAACGAAAAAAAUUACCUACCAACCGAGAAAAAGCAUACGAAAAAGUAUAAUUUACAUUAUUCAGUCUUUAAAGUCGGUGAGAAUUGGAAUUGGAAUUUAGGAACUUCGUAAAAUACUACUUGGAUUUCGUUGAAGACAACUUUCUUUUUAAAUGGAUCUAUAUUUUACUUUUUAGUUCGUGGCUGCUAAAAAUAUAACAAAAAUAUGUAAAAAGUCACUUACAUGGAUCAAAAAAGUCGACCCAAACUUAAACAACAAGGAACAGGUUUCGAUAAAUUUAUAUUUGCAUAAUUUAAAAAUGACCUACGUUUCAAUUUUUUUUAUUAAUAUCUCUUUUACCUUGCUUAAAGAUAAAAUCGCAAUUAUUCUGUUAAACUAAACAAAGAUGUUUCAAUACAACAAUAAUAUUUAAAUCUUAGUUAAAAUUAUUGUGUGACAAGCCAUACCUACAACACAUAAUAAUACAAAAUUGAUUAACACAACUAACAAUAAUUAAAACAACAACAAAAAUAAUCAAUAACUUUAUUGUAGACCAACUGCUUCUACUGCGAUGUGACCAGGUUCGAUGUAAAUUGUUGGAAGUAUAUAUAUAGCGUGCUCCUCUGAUAAUCAUUGUGUACUUUACACAAACAUGGUACUAUGACCUUAAUCAAUUUUAAUUAUAAUAAUUAUUACAAAGACUAUAAUGAAUUAAUUCAGUUAUGAUGAAUGAGAUCUAAACGGGAUGCAUGUAAAAAAGAAAAUUAUGAAAUGGCAUAACGAUUUUGAUUUCGUAUGCCAGUUUCACAAGGGCGGCCCGAGUGCAGGGACCAAACUUAUCCUAAGUUAUGAUGCGCAUCUGAAUCUUUGAUUCUUUCUGAUCUGCAAUUAAUUUCAAACAAUUGCUUAUGUGACGUAGUACUGAAUGUUAAACAAUGCUUCUUUUGUAAAUCCUACUUCAACACUGUACUUUUGCACCAACAUUUCAAAAUGAGCCCUAUUUGUUAAAUGCUAAUGUAAGACGUAAAACACAACGAUGACCCCGAAUGUAAAUUCAAUGAAAUCAAUGUUUAAAUAUUGUCCAAAGCCAUUAAAGGUUCUUAACUUUUACUCUGGCUUGUUUAAACGGUUAUCAACACAAAAAAAUUGUGUUACGAUUUAUCGUUUUUUUUUUUUCAAAAUUUCUGAAGAACUGUUCCCUAACAAUAUAAACUUGAACCAACAAUAGACAUUUAUUUUCUAAAUGGCUGGUAAUUAUUUUCACAACAAACCUCCAGGAUAAUACUUAAAAUGUGUGAAUUUAAAUUGCGUACUACAUCGACCUCGUUUCAGACCUUCUGGGUGUGUUGCAUAUUUAUUUACACCAAUUUCUGUAAAUAAAAAGCUUGUAUAUUCGAAAUACAACUGUUUAAAACAUGAGUUUAUAAAUUUAUGAAAUUCCCUAAUCAACUAGAUAGUUUGAAGCACUUAAUUAUAACUGUAAUCCAAUACUUAAAAAAAUUGGUACUUUAUUAUGUCUUUAAAUAACUACAUACUUAUAAACAAGUAAUAAGCACAUUCGAAUUAAUUUGUAACAUAAAAUAGAUAAUCGUAACUGUGACAAAUAUACUAAAGAUUAAAGUGCCUAAAAUAAAAAAAAUAAGUACUAGAUUUGUAAUAACCAAAGUAGAAUAAUAAUUUUUUUGUUUUUCAAAUAUGUGACGAAAUAAUAUAACACAAGUAAAAACAAAAAUACAUCUGGAACAAAAGACACGGUGCAUAAAACGUUUUCGUUCUGUACUACGCAUGUUAAGCUUAAAGAGCUUGACAUAUUUUCCGAAAGCAUCAAGGACGUUUGCGACGCUCUAAAGUGAAAGUAUUACUGCCAUGUUUAUCACAUUAUCACCUUUUAUCUCGUCCUAGUCCAUAGUUUUAGCUAAUUAGUCUUUUUUAGAGCAGUCUUUUAGAUGCAGUAGAUUCUUUCAAAGUUUGCUUCAUCUGUUGACAUUUCCGUAUAGAUGCUGAACUCAAAAAAAAGUAAAACCCACCAUCAGUGAGACCAAAUACUUUAAGAUAUUUUACCUGUACAUUAUUGCUUACGGAUAGUAUUCGAAUUAAGAAUUUAUACACCUUUUGUUGAUAAAAUCAAUUUCCAUACAAAAAUAUUGUAUUAUUUAAUAAUUGGUAUAGAAGCAAAUUUUACGAAUAUAUAAAUAUGUUAUUAAAAUAUUUGUUGCUAUAUUGUUAUAUAGGUAUAUUUAUAAUUAUUCCAUCGUGUUUAUUACAUGUACUUUUGUUUAUUUGUAACAUCAACGCGAAUCUUAUGAUAGAGAAAAAACAUGUUUGCCAAUUUCAUAUCACAGUCCUUAUUUUUAAAUUAUUUGUUAAGCAGUGCCAAAGGUAGCACAGUAAACAUUACGAUUUUACCUCCGUAGCUAAACCCAUUAUUCGAUUUUCUCGAACGAUUUCAUUGUUAUACCCAAUUAUUGAUAUGAAUCCCAUUAAUAAAAAUUUUUAAUUCUA
Messenger RNA from Zophobas morio, 8053 nucleotides. RefSeq lists its product as uncharacterized. The transcript is spliced from 12 exons. Gene Ontology annotation, biological process: monoatomic cation transmembrane transport. Gene Ontology annotation, molecular function: protein-containing complex binding; intracellularly cGMP-activated cation channel activity; cGMP binding. Lineage: Eukaryota; Metazoa; Arthropoda; Insecta; Coleoptera; Tenebrionidae. The coding region runs from base 482 to 3157 and encodes 891 amino acids. Gene Ontology annotation, cellular component: intracellular cyclic nucleotide activated cation channel complex; plasma membrane. The record is from RefSeq and is a predicted model, not a curated record.